Lingula anatina is the source of this 5076-nucleotide messenger RNA. RefSeq lists its product as uncharacterized. NCBI's taxonomy places the organism in Eukaryota, Metazoa, Brachiopoda, Lingulata, Lingulida, Lingulidae. The record is from RefSeq and is a predicted model, not a curated record.
UACCUCAGUAGAGCCUCAUUAUCAUAAUAAAUUGCUACUUGGCAAAUAUUAAAAAAGGAGGCUGACCGAUGGAUAGUAACUUGACUUUCAUUUACACAUCAUUGAAAUUACAAAUGGCGACUGAAGCGUUGCAUCAGGUACUAGUACAGGGAUAGAGACAGCGAUCUUACAGACAGUUUAGUGUGAGCAUCUUAACUGAGGUGGAAUAUUAGAUUCUCCUGAAUCAUUUUGUGACAAGAAACCUUCCCUUCUUGUAGUCUACAGCUGUGAGUGAGAUCACCAUUGUGAUACAACUGGUGUACAGUUGCCUUUUGUGGAUUGCUUCACUUGUGGGGUGCUGAGACGAUUUUCAAGGGAUAUAAAAAAUUCACCUAUUCCCACAUUACAGUGGAGGUACACAGGAAUUUCUGUAUCGGAUUCAGCUGCAAGUUUAAAUUACUUAUCCAAGAGGUCAUAGUUGCUUGGGAUAAAAACUGAUACUGUAAAAUAACUUGUCUUUGCUUUGCCCUUUGAACAAAAGGUGUUGUCUUGAAUACCACAGUGUACCAUAUCAUACCAGGUUGUACCACACUGUACCAGGUUGUACCAUAUCAUACCAAGUUGAACCAUUGGGCAUUGUAUCAGGUUAAACAGAGGUGUAGCAGGUUGAACCAAGUUCGGGGUUGUACCACAUCAUACCAGGUUGUACCAUACCGUACCAGGUUGUACCACAUCAUACCAGAUUACAAUCAUGAGGAAGAUAAAGUUGAAGGACAAUGAUUUCUCCCUGUUUGACAAUGAUAUAUCUCCCAACGAGUACGAAUUCUUCCAGAAACAUAAGGAGGCUUUCAGGCGGAUGUGGAUUGAUCAGGGUAAAAAAUUUUGGCUUCGCUUUGUGAUCACGUUCCAGUCAUUUUCUGUACAUUAUGGAGUAAUAAAGGAGUUUCCAGGCAAACAAGAUAACUACCAUGAAUUUAUAGAAGAGGCCUUUCGGUACAUCACAGAACACUAUUGUGAAGGAAAAGCCAACAUGGCGAGAAAUCUAGUUUUAGAUGUGGUGGUGGUGGCACAGCACAGGCAUUCACUGCAGUUCUUAGAAUCUAAAUCAUACGCCAAGGAUCCAUUUUACAACAAGGAUACAAGGGAUGUUUUUCGGAGACUCUUUGGUUCUCCUGGGGAUAAAACCUCCUAUGUAAAGGUUUAUUUUUUGCUUCCACUUUACAUCAAAUUUGGUGGUUCUGUUUGCCAUUGUCUGCGGCGCUGGCUGGACGCUCCCGAGACAGAUCCAAUGGACGAUACAUACUGGACUCCCCCCAAAAGUGAAUCAAAUUACUAUAAAUAUGUUGGACAAAAAGAAAAACCUCAAACGGAGGUAGAUCAUGGAAGAUUAGUACCAGUGAAACCUAAAUAUGGGCUGCAUAGUUGUUACUUUUUUCCUGAUGAUUAUGACAUUGAUGUAGAAUGUUACGUACAGGAACGGCUUAAUGGAGCGUACAACAAGCCCUUAUUUGUGCUAGAUUGGGCUCAUGGGGAUCCGCGAUUUUACAAGGAUCCUGAAAAUCCUCUUUACGACCCCACAGCACAACCGGGCACGGACUGGAGAGACAGAAUAAUGUUUCCUGAUUACUAUUAUUUUCGGGAAUAUGUCCACAGAAAGUUUGGACCUGCAACAAAUGUUGACAAUCUUCUUGCAUACGAUUUUAAUGCAAGUCGUCUAAGUGGUAAACCAGAAGUGCGCACAGCAGAACAGUUGCUUCGAAAUGCAGCUGAAUUAGAAAGGAGACGUUUAUUUGAACGUAUUCAGCAUGGGCAAACAUAUGAGGAUUAUAAAAAUAAAAAAAUACUUAAGGAAAAGGAGAUAAUGAAAGAAAAAGAAAAAAUCGAGAAAGAAGAAGCUGCAAAACGUAAAGCGGCAAAAAAGGAAAAAAAGAAACAGGCAAAAUUAGCUCAAGAAUCUGAAAAAAAUAAAGUGCCAUGUGUUUCCUCAGGUGAUGACACCACUUUACCAAAACAAGAUGACAAAGGCGGGAACUCGCCUAUAUCAUCCAAUCAGAUUGGAGAAGCACCGGUCCGAAAGGACUGGAGCAAUCCAACUCCAGAGGAAAUUAGACGUUUCGAUGCCAUUGCCAAAGAUCUGUUUGUGACACCUGAGAACGGUGAGCCGUACAUGGUCAUUGUGGGUCAGGAUCCAUUCAGUGAUGAGCCCGACCCCAGCGGACCAUGUGCGAUGAAGUUGAGCAAGAAAGUGAAUAAGGAAACGGGAGUCAUGGAAAUCAAUGUGGAGAAGACUACUAGUAGUGGAACUGUAAAUGAAAAACAUGUCAAAUAUUUUAACAAGGAAACUCUCCAAAUGUACAAGCCCUCUGAGGUGCCAGAGGAGAUGAAAAAGAAAUACGGGGAACCAGCCAGUGAAUCCUUUAGACUGCGCGGGGACCUCGACUACAAGAUGGUGUCUCAGCUUCAGCAGCUGGAUCUCAACAUUCCCCAGGAGAAACCGCACACGGCUGUGUUCAAGACCGGCCCGAGUAAAGAUGAGGAAGAUGAGAAAAAGUAUGGAAGGAAAAAGAAGCAGCAGUCUGGCGGAGUUAAUAUUACCAUGACCUUCAACACGGAGGAUAAGACUGUUAAUACACCGGAGAGAAAGAAAGCUUUCACUGAGGCCGUCUCUGACCUGAUGAAGAACAACAUGCAGGAGCCUGUCGACUUGCCCAAGGCAUUACUGAACAGGGUGGAGCAGUCCACACGCAGAGAGCAGGCCAGGGAGAGACUGAGGAAGAAACAAAACCAGAAACAAAUGAAAGACUUGAAGGACAAGAUAGAGGAUUGCAAACAGAAAAUAGCUGAAGAAGAGAGGGAGAAAGCCUCUGAAAAGGAUUCAGAAAGCAAGGAAUUGGAAGAUGAAGAUGUGGAAAGCCAAGAUUUGGAGCAGGAUGCCUCACCAGAUGAUGAAGCAGUCAAAAUGAGAAAGGCCACACUGGAGGCGGCUGAGAAAGUCUACAAGGAAGAACAGAAGUUGAGAAAAAAGAAGAAAAAAGAGAGACAGAAACAGAGGAAAAAAACCAAAGCAGAGGGACAGCCAGCUGAAGGUGGCGAUGCCUGUGGCAGCAGUGGACAAGGGUCAAGAGUGGACGAUGGCCAGACAGCCAAGGACAAUGACCAGUCCGUAGAGGACAGUGACUCAGAGGAGGGUAGUGGGUCAGAGGCGGGUGGGGGUGUGGGUGGGGCUGACCAGCAGGUAGGGGAGGAUGGACAGGGGGAUGGACAGAAGAUGGGAAAGAAGAAAAAGAAGAAAGAAAAAGAUGAGGCUGUAAUGACACUGGACGAAGACACCAAGCAGGAACUGGUCAGCAAGAUACUGGACAAGGCAGAGAAGGAGAAGGAGGAAGGAAACGUCAUCCAGUUCAUCCGCCACAUGACAGAGGCAGGUCAGCUGCUCAUGACGGGGAAGGUUGACCCGAAUAACCCAGCAGAAGUGGUGGAUUAUGAGGCAAAGUACACUGACGACCCCAAGCCUAAGUUGGAGUCCACAGUUGGGGAAAAGGAGAGCAAAGAAGUAAAAGAAAAAGAAAGAGAAGUGACCUCAGAGUCCUCUGAAGUAGCUGAGGAUGCCAGCAAUGUGAGGAGCAACUCCCCGAGGACCAGCUCCCCUAACUCUGAGGAAGAGAAGAGGAAGAAUGCCAGAAAAGAGUGUGCAAGCUGUGGGAAUAGGGAACAGACUGCCAAGACAUACAAGAAAUGCCAGAAAUGUAAGCAGGAGAAUGUGAAGAAUGCAAGAUACUACUGUGGUAGGGAGUGUCAAGUGAAAGAUUGGAAAAUAAAGCACAAGGUUGAACACAAGGAAUCCCUGCUGGAGUGAAGAAACAAUAUAGGAUCCCACAAAGAUAGCACUGUACACACCUGUUCAAUGCUGUUAUAAGGGAUUUACAACAUGUUCUGGACAGGAUUUUGAUGGGAAUUCAUCUGUGCCAUUUGUUGAUAACCUAUAAGAUUAAACUUUUUCAGUUUCUACACUAAAUUAAAGCAAACACAAACUGAGGAAGGUCACGGAGUGCCCGAAAGCUUUAUUAGGUAUAUCUAAGUGUAGAAAGUGAAAAGUGAAAUCUUAUACCUGUUCUGGACAGUGUUUAUGUUUGAAACAGAACUUAAGUCCAUAUAAAUAUCAGCAAAUGAUGAAUAAUUUGAUUGAAAUUUGCAUAAGAAAAUGCAGGAAUUUUUUACGCUAACUUUUCAUUGAGUUGGUAGAAAUUUAUUGGCUAGUAAGAGAAAAUUGUGUGCUUCAGUAACCUUAGACAUUAGUUAAAGAGUGGACAAUUUCAAAAAUUAGUUCCUUAGUGUUUGAUCAAGUGUGAUUCUUUGAGCUUAAGAGUCAAAUGUGUAGGAAGGUGCUUAAAAUUAUAAUUAGAUUUCAUUUUUAUUAAAGUUAUUUUCUUUUUCAUCAACACUCGCGAAACAUUUAAUUUUUCAAUGUUAUUCAGUGGUUAAGAUGUCGAAUGUAUUGAGUAACCUGUUUGCUGUGUGUUUUAAAGGCAGAUCAAGAGGGGCACUUGAAUUGUCUUUUUGCGAUGAUGUGCCUAGAAUGCAUAGAUGAGGUGAUUAUUUUCUCUGUACCCCCAUCCGUCUAAUUAAACCGUGCCUCUCCCAAUGCUGAUAAUUCUGCCCCUCAUUAAUUUAUUGAAGUUGAGGGUAUUAUGCAAAUUGGUGCCAGUUUUUUAGUAAAAAAAAUCUUUGAGAAAGUUGGGUUUAUUAUAACAUUUAUUUUCUAAAAUAAAAAAACUGAAUUACAAGUGGCAAAUGCAUUAACUGCAGAUGUCCACAGUAUUUAUAAACCUUAUUAUUAUCAUAUGCAAUUUAAUUAUUUAUCAAAGGUUUUCACUUCUGUUUUUGAUGUUAAUUUUGUCAAUGAUUGUUUUAAUAACAUAAUAGUGGGUUUUUUUUCCAGCUUUAUUAUUCACAUAUUUCAUGGUGGUGGGUGUUAAAUUUGUAAUUAUGAAGUAAAACUUUACCAAAAAUGGUAUUUUGAUUGUUAGUGGUUGACAGUAUCUCUUAAAUAUAAUAAUUCAUUUCUUGAAAUAAAUAUCCUUAUACUGCUUAUCAAUA